This is a messenger RNA of Saccostrea cuccullata (small rock oyster), 595 nucleotides long. RefSeq lists its product as uncharacterized. The record is from RefSeq and is a predicted model, not a curated record. Lineage: Eukaryota; Metazoa; Mollusca; Bivalvia; Ostreida; Ostreidae. The annotation marks the transcript as partial. The transcript has 7 exons. Gene Ontology annotation, molecular function: oxidoreductase activity.
GUCUACUUUCACUUUCUAUCUAAACGUACAUGUAAUUUGUAAACAUGGCUACAGGUUUAGGAAAUUUAAGUGGAAAAGUGGCUCUUAUCACAGGCGCCAGUUCUGGAAUCGGGGCAGCAACUGCUGUGUUGCUGUCCAGGCUAGGGGCAAGUGUGGCACUGACGGGCAGAAAGGAGGAAAAUCUGAAGAAAGUCGGAGAACAGUGUCUAGAUAAGCCUCUGUUAAUACCUGGUGAUCUGGUCAAAGAAGAGGAUACAAAGAGAGUGUUGGACACCACUAUAUCACACUUCGGAAAACUUAACAUUCUGGUGAACUGUGCGGGAAUUCUGGAGUUGGGCAGCAUAGAGAAUACAUCUCUGGAGCAGUACGACAGAAUCUUUGACAUCAAUGUCAGGAGUAUUUACCAUAUGACCAUGCUGGCCGUGCCACACCUGAUAGAGACUAAAGGCAACAUUGUCAAUGUGUCCAGUGUGAAUGGGAUCCGAUCAUUUCCAAAUGUCUUGGCCUAUAACAUGUCCAAAAGUGCGAUCGACCAGUUCACCAGGUGUACAGCUCUAGAGUUGGCUCCAAAGCAUGUGAGGGUGAACUCUGUCAA